Molecule: messenger RNA, 2071 nt
Organism: Diachasmimorpha longicaudata
Lineage: Eukaryota; Metazoa; Arthropoda; Insecta; Hymenoptera; Braconidae
Product: gastrula zinc finger protein XlCGF57.1-like
Exons: 2
Coding region: 165-2030 (621 amino acids)
Biological process (GO): regulation of transcription by RNA polymerase II
Cellular component (GO): nucleus
Molecular function (GO): RNA polymerase II transcription regulatory region sequence-specific DNA binding; zinc ion binding; DNA-binding transcription factor activity, RNA polymerase II-specific
Source: RefSeq, a predicted model, not a curated record
AUUUAUUUAUAAUUAAAUGAAAAACUAACCAAACAUUUUAAGCUCAGUACCAACGGGCACAGGCUCAUUAGGGCGAUGUGUUAAUACCUCAAUCAGUCAUACAGAUCGAAAUAAAUUGAACAAUGCAGGAAUAAUAAUAUUAGUCACUAUUAUUUAUUAACAAAAUGGAUCUCAACACCGGCGAAAAUGUGUGUAGGUUAUGUGCCAAUCAUGGCAGUCAAUACUAUCCCAUUUUCGGUUCGACAACUUCCCCGAUAGCAGGGAAAAUCAACAAUUGUUUACCAAUAGAGAUAAGAGAAGACGACAGACUUCCAUCGCACAUUUGCCCCGGAUGCCUGGAGGCUCUGAAUAUAAGUGACAGACUCAGAGCCCAAUCUCUGAUAGCUGAUGAGCUACUCAGGCAGCAGUUGAGUAUAGUCCUGAUUGAUAAAAUAAAACAGGAGAAAGAUGUGGAGGUGGAUGAUGAAUCCCAGUCGAUGGACACGACUGAACGAUUGUUUUGUGGAAUAUGUGAUAUUAAUUUUUCUGGUACGACUGAGUUCGAUGACCAUAUGAAGUCAUCGCACUCUUCGCAAUGGAUUUGUAAUCUCUGUCAUGAAGAUUGCAAGACAUCAGAGGAUCUCCUCCGACAUAAAUAUAAAGAUCAUUACGACAGUAUUGAUCAGAAUAAAGAGGCGGAACUUGAUCUUCCCAAAGAUGAUGUCCAACAGUCUCCAAAGAUUGUUGAGCAGUCCCAGGAGCCUGAGGAUUCCGAUGGUUCAGCAGACGUCUCAGAUCACUACGUUGUGGUGAAUGAGCCCAUCGAAAUUAAAGAGGAAAUUCUGGACAAUUCUCGCUUUGUAUUCGCUCUGCAAUCCCCUCAGCGAAAAAAUAUUCUCUGCACCAUAUGUGGCGUGACAAUUUCCAAUGAGAAGUUGAUGUCCCUCCACGAUAAAAUGCACGAACCCCGACUCAUCACUUGCCCCACCUGCUUUCGAGAAUUUCCUUCUGCCUACGAUCUUCUCACUCACAAGCAGAAGGUGCACAGGGUCUUCAUCCAUCAGAAGAUGAAGUGGUUUUGCGAGAAUUGCGAGAGGUUUACAGCCAGUGUUCAGUUCCUCAGGCGACACAAGCUCUGCAGGAAGAUCAAGCUGCAGUGCAAGUACUGCAGCCUGCAGUUCUUCAAAAAAACCGAGCUGCAGAUUCACCAGAAGAAAAAUCAUUACGAAGAUGUGAUGAAGGAUCCGGAGUCGGAGAAGUUUGAAUGCGAGACGUGUGGAAAGAGUUACGUGGAGAAGUCUUACUACAAUUCCCACGUGAGGAAACAUCAAGCUAAGCAUGAAGGAAGAUACACGUGUCCAACGUGCGAGAGAAAAUUCUCAACAGCUGCAGUAUUAAAGUGUCAUAUCGAAGUUAUGCAUGAGAAACAGCCGAAAUAUGUAUGUGAUAUUUGCUUCAAAAGCUUCUGUGGCUCGAGGAAUCUGCAAGAGCACCGGAAGAGGCACGUGAGCCAGACGUGUCAAGAGUGUGGUGAAAAAUUUGAAAAUACUCGAGUACUAGCUACACAUUUACUGAAACAGCACAACAUAUCUGUCCCUUCUGCUGGGAAAUAUGCGUGUAAGAUAUGUGGAAAGAAGUUCUUGAAGAUGAGGCUCUUGAAGGAUCACAAGAAUACUCACACUGGGACGAGGCCACAUGUUUGCGAAACGUGUCAAAAAACAUUCAGGACCUAUGCGGCACGUUGGGCACACGAGCAGAGGCACAAGAAUGGAGGUUUCAUAUGUGAUUAUUGCAAGCAUAAUUUCACUGAUAAAAAUAACCUGAGGCGACACAUUUCCUGUCACCUGCCCCCUGAAGAGUGGCGAUAUGAAUGUGAAAUAUGUAACAGGAAAAUGCAGAGGCUGUCACACCUCCAACGGCACUUAGAGAGACACAAAACGACUCACCCGUACCGAUGCAACAUAUGUGAAUUUAGAUUCCCCAGUAAAGGAUCCAUGACUUCACAUAAAAAUCAAACACACAGUGAGAUACUCAGUAUUAAUUGUAAAUAAUUGUGACUGUGAGGGAAAUAAAAUUGCCUGAGACCAACUCA